AUGGAGUUUGCUACUACGAUAACCUUUUCAGUUAUGAUGAUGCACAUGGUUGAAAUUUUGAGGUAUCCAGAUGAAGUGAAGAAGGUACAAAGCGAGUUUGACAGCGUUGUGGGCGUACGAGGCCUCCCAUCGUUUGAAGAUCAUGAAAGCUUGCCGUUCACAAUGGCCUUCCUCUCAGAGUUCAUCCGAGUCGUCGGCAUGCUACCCUUGGCUGCCCCUCACGCCACAUUAAAAGAGGACUUCUAUAAGGGAUACUACAUCCCCAAAGACGCAGUCAUCCUUCCCAACCAAUGGGCUGCCAAUAUGGACCCGGGCAUCUUACAAAGACCCGAAAUCUUUCAGACCAGAGCGUUGGAUUGA
Messenger RNA from Aspergillus novofumigatus IBT 16806, 360 nucleotides. RefSeq names its product cytochrome P450 1B. Gene Ontology annotation, molecular function: oxidoreductase activity, acting on paired donors, with incorporation or reduction of molecular oxygen; iron ion binding; monooxygenase activity. The record is from RefSeq and is a predicted model, not a curated record. Bases 1 to 360 code for a protein of 119 amino acids. The transcript has a single exon. NCBI's taxonomy places the organism in Eukaryota, Fungi, Ascomycota, Eurotiomycetes, Eurotiales, Aspergillaceae.